Nakaseomyces glabratus is the source of this 1893-nucleotide messenger RNA. It is a transcript of the gene SPP382, whose product is annotated as mRNA splicing protein SPP382. The record is from RefSeq and is a predicted model, not a curated record. Gene Ontology annotation, molecular function: nucleic acid binding. Gene Ontology annotation, biological process: spliceosomal complex disassembly. Lineage: Eukaryota; Fungi; Ascomycota; Saccharomycetes; Saccharomycetales; Saccharomycetaceae. Gene Ontology annotation, cellular component: U2-type post-mRNA release spliceosomal complex.
AUGGGCUUAGAAGAGCAGUAUGGGUUUGGUGCCCGGCUGUUAAAAAAGCUUGGCUAUGUGGAAGGACAAGGUUUAGGCAGCGAUGGGCGUGGACGAGCCUCUCCAAUCGAGGUUAACGCUGAGCAGCAUGGGACACAUGCAGGGCUUGGUAUGUUAUCCAAGAGAGCAACUGCUGAGGAUAUUGAUAUGCAUAUCACUUCGUCUAGCGAUGAGGGCCGCGAGGUGAAUGAGAAUGCAAGAGCUAGACCGUUGCAGUUCAAGAAAACCGAUGCUACAAAACCAUCUAGUGACAUCAUAUAUCAGAUAGAGGCGUUAGGUCUUCCAGUAGACGCCAAUGUACUGGCUAGACAUCCUAACGCAUCGACAAUUGUUGAAGAAUUGGUUACUAAACAAAGAACUUUGGAUGCUAUAGUUAGGAAAGUUGAAGUGGUGAAGCAAGAACUAGAUGAUGUAGAAACCCAAUUGAAUACUUUGAGAAAUCUGCAACAUUCCGAAAUGUCUUUGUUGGAUAAGAUUUCUGAGGUUUUAAAGCUUAAUAAUGAAACCAUAAUUGAUGAACUGGCAGCUAAAAUCUUGAAGGAUGAAUUACAGAAAUACAAUAACCUUUCCUUAAAAGAUGAUCGGAUAACAAAUACCCUAGAACCAGUUGUAGAAUUAUUGCAGUACGCUUUAGAGAGUGAUCCCGGCGCUCUCAAUAAGAACCAAACUCAAUUAUACCAAUGGCUUUGUCCCCGAAUUGAAGCGGCUAUUACAGAAAUUGAUUUCAAAAACUCAGAUUCAGUUGACAGUAUCAUUUAUAUCCUUGUGGAAUACGAACUGAUAUUAAAAUAUAUUAUGAUGUAUGAUAAGUUGAUAGACAAGUUUUUAAUGCCGAGACUCCUGGGCCUAAUCAAAGAGUGGGCUCCCGAAAGAAAUGGUAUCGAUCAUCAUUUCUACGAUUUUUAUAUUCUAUUGAAUCAGGAACAAAGGAAAAAGUUGCAAGACGCUCUCAAAGUUAUCUUUAGUGACUAUUGUUCAGGGUGGUACCACAAAGAUGCAUUUCAUUUUGAUUGCCAUUAUUUCAAAUUGAUUUUCGGUGAAACUGUAUUUUACAGUAUAACAGAAAAAAAAUUACUCCCAAUCAUGGUGAAGCAGCUAUAUGAAGAACAUUUUACUUUAGUAGAUGACUUGGAAGAUUGGUCUGAUAUAAAUCAUGACAGAGAAGGGCCUGCAUACUGCUUUAAGAAAGUCAAGGAAUUUGCCAAUUUUUUAACCAACACUCAAAUUACUACCAUAAUGAAGGGGAUGUUCAAUGAUAUAAGAAAGUUAGUGUUCCAAUGGUAUCUGUUCAGUGAACCAAAUGAUUGGCAAAAUUGCCAAAAUCUGAUACAUGAUUUUUUUAACAUUGUCUACGCAGAAGAGUCUAAAAUCUCAGAUUUUGAGAUAACUGAGUUAAGAGAAAUUUUAAGAAUGGGUACUGAAGUAGGGAAAUUAUCUACUGUCUGUUAUGAUAGGGAGUUUGAUAUCUUAAAGGAAUUGCAUUUGAAAAAAAGGGAAUUUAUAGAUCUCGAACGAGAUGAAAAUGACCAUCCCAACGUAAUACAGAUUGAUGAUUCUGAUGAGGAUAUGAGGGAUUCUGAUGGAUAUACUGUACAAGACAUUCCUAUCAGAAGGGUAGAUGCUACUUUCAAAGAAAUUCUUCAGCGUUACUGUGAAGAGAAUGGUUAUGAAAUGAUAAGGGACACUACAAAUUACACGCAACUUCCAUAUGGUAUCAAUGGCACUUCUUUGGUACCAAUUAUUACUAUUCGUAAAGGUACCAAAGCCAGGAAAGUUGCCAUUAAGGAUGACAUUUUAUGGAUUGAAGGACUAUCCGGAUAUAGACCAGAAUUUUUAUAUAAUUUAACCUUAUAG